AUGAAUGUGAAGAAGCAGUUGUUGUCCUUAUUCUGUUUUCUUCUGCCUUCUGUGGGACUUGUGUUGAUGUGUACCGGGAUCUACCUGGUGUCCCAGGAGAACGUACAUGAGGACGCUCUGAGGGUCAUUUUUGUCUAUAUCAUGAUUGGCUGUGGCCUCCUGGCUAUGGUCAUUGGGGUCUGCUGGGGCUUCUGCUCAGGCAUAAAGACCAAGAGAAUUGGACGUGAGCGACACAUCCAGGUCUUCACUAUUGAAAGCCCGAGCUCUUUUCCUCCUUCAUAUGAAGAGUCCCAAGAAAGUCAAGUCUGCCCUGAUGUGUCUCCUGAGUUUAUGGUCAUAGUCGAUAGCACGGACAUGCUGAUGAGCCUGGCUCCUCCGUUGUACAUCCAGGACAGCUCAGAGGCCCCAGACUGCAGGUUUAGCUGGGAGCAACCUCCACCAUACAGUGAAGUUGAAAGUAUUCAGCAGGGACAUAUGGAUGCAGAGGAGCUGAGGGAGCGCUUGUCUGGACACUGA
Pelmatolapia mariae (spotted tilapia) is the source of this 516-nucleotide messenger RNA. Its product is annotated as transmembrane protein 252-like. Bases 1 to 516 code for a protein of 171 amino acids. The record is from RefSeq and is a predicted model, not a curated record. The transcript has 2 exons. NCBI's taxonomy places the organism in Eukaryota, Metazoa, Chordata, Actinopteri, Cichliformes, Cichlidae.